AUUGAAUUCAAAAAAGAGCAAGAGCAAGAGCAAGAGCAAGAGAUCUCUCACACUCGACACUCGCUCGCCCGCCAGAAAAAGUUUUACCAAUCAAGUUUUUUAUUUCGCAAUAAAAAAGAAACAAAACUUCAACCUAGUUAAAGUUAAUGUCGUUGUCGUGGUGAACGAUUCGUGAGUGUGGUGUGCUGUGCUGUGUACAUGUGCUAGUGUGGAUCGCUGCGUCGCAGAAGAAGAAGAUGUGCAAGCAGGAAAAACAAAAGAGAAAUUGAAUAAAAUUAAAGUCCGCGUUGGAUGGCCAAUAUAGUGAGCGAAUAAAGCUUCAUGUGUUCUUAAAAAUAUGAAUAGUAGUACCACCGAGAGUUGUGUUCCCCCGCCUUCGAAGAUCACCAACUACACACACACACACACGAGACCACGAAAGCUGGGUGUUGGUGUUGAAAUCGAAAUUGAAAGUUGUUGUGGGUGAGACCAACAGCACUGCCAACGGAAUAGAACGCGUCGUCGCGUGUGUGUAUCCCUCACAUACACACUCUCGCCCACUGGAGCUGUGGCUAAAAGAGAUUGGAUUGUGAAAGGGGAAAGCUCGACUUGGUCGCACACAUGUGUACAGACCCACGCAAACACACACGCACUCGAAUCGCAUAUCAUAUCCACCGUGAACGAACUGAUCGAGGAAUUUAUCCAUUGAGUCUUAGUUUAGUGCAAGGGAUUAAACAAUUUUCGAUCAAUUGCUAAUGAAAGAGUUUCAGAGAAUGUUGAUGUUGCAAUACAGCAAGCAUGGCGAGUGCAUACUCAAGGAAAUCGGAGCAGCGUUCCGGGGAGAACACCCGGCGGACCUUACAAUCGUGUGCGAGAACAAAGUGAAGCUGCAUGCACACAAACUGGUGCUGGCCGCCGCCAGUCCCCUCAUACGAAACCUGUUAGAGGACACUCACCUGAGCGACUGCUCGACCACCGUCUACUUCCCAGACGUCAAUGCCACCUACUUUAAAUUUCUGCUGGACUUCCUGUACUCGGGACAGACGUGCAUCACCUCUCGUGACGUGAACUACCUGCACGAUCUGCUGCUGCUCCUGCAGAUCAAGUCCGAUAGCUGGAAGACCACAGACUCUGCCUAUCUGAACAGCAAGUGCGGAAGCAUACGCGAGAGAUCUCGGAAGCAGUACUCAUCCUCCCAGAACCUGGACCAGACACUCAAGUAUGAGGUCGACAGUGUGGACGAGUCCAGAAAUGCGGCAGAUUUUUCCGCGUGCUCGGCCGAGCACUGCGAGAGUGCCCCCGAGUGUGGCGGCGGGGGGGUGGCCAAGGAGGAGGACGACGAAUGCACGCACAAGGACAACAGGAGCGAAAAAGACACAGAUGAAAUCGUAAAUCUCUCUAAUGCUCCACCGAGUGGCAUCAGCAACCACAGCAACACCAACAGCAACAGCAGUAACAACAAUAACAACAACUCGGCUAUAAAUCCAGUUAACCUUUCACUAGACCUCCGGACAAAAAGCGAGAACUCGGCCCGUAGUGAUGCCAGCAGAACAAUCGGAUCGGGAUCUGAUCACAGCGGCAUCGACCUGGCUAUCAGCGCAAGCGAGAGCACAAAGCGGAAGGGACUUUUCUUCGACUCGCACAAGGAUGUGUUGAAGCCGCUGUCCGAUGGCUCGGACAUCAACAGCUCGCCGGAGAACUACGUGGUUACGCCCCAUCGAAAACGACGACCCGGCUUUCACAACACUCAAAGUGACAAUCAGCCAUUCACAUCGUAUCAGCAAAACCUGUUGGAAGAGCUGAGACUGGUGAAGUCGACGACAUCGCCCAUAUCUGGAUUUAGCUCGGAGAAGAACAUGCUCGCCCAUCUCGAGGAUGGGGCACUCAACGGCGACACCCUGACCCCGGACCGAAAGCUAAUCGAAUCGCAAAGGAACCAUGCACAGAGCCCGGAUAUACCAAUGCACUUGGGGCCCCAGUUCGUGUACCAGUGGCAGUCGAAUCAGAACGCCGCGAUUUCCGCAAUGCCCAAUCUGCAGUCGCGACUCUCUAGUCUGUCGCACAUGAACCUGGGGCUGGACCCAGAGGGUCGCAGCAGCUCCGCCUCCGGAUCGAACAUAGCCAGCAGCAACCCCCACUCGUCUUCGGUGCGAGAGUACCGGUGCGAGUACUGCGGCAAGCAGUUCGGCAUGUCCUGGAACCUCAAAACCCAUCUGCGCGUCCACACGGGCGAGAAGCCCUUUGCCUGCCGCCUCUGCGUGGCUAUGUUCAAGCAGAAGGCCCACCUCCUCAAGCACUUGUGCUCGGUCCACCGGAACAUCAUAACCACCACCAACGGCACGGACACGGAGAACCGCUACAGCUGUUGCUUCUGCUCCAUGUGCUUCGAGUCGGUGCAGGAGCUGGUCCGGCAUCUCUCCGGGCACCACAACAACCUGCUGCUGACCAAGAAUCUUCGCGAAUAACCUAACCGAUCUUUGAGUUGGCUCCACCCGCCGCCAAUCCAAUACUUGCAAAGAGACCUGAAUUUUAUAUAUAUAUAUAUUGUAUACAAACAUACGGUAAACAGUAAAAGUAACAGAUUUAAUUACUUAUUGUAUAAAUAUGUAAAAUGUACAUUUAAAUCUUAAGCUUACCAACAUUCACGUGACUACUUUACUGGAUUCACAAUAACUUCACCGACGGCAUGACGAUAUGAACGCAGCCAGAGAUGGAGAUGGGGCUGGGGCUGGCGCUGGGAAUUAGAAUCCAAGAAUCCGAGCCCGACAGAGAGAGAGGCAAAACAAGUUGUUUUUUCUCUUUUAAAUUGUAUUUGAGUUUCAAACACCCCACAGAACCCCACGUCCACUAUUCCCUAUUUUUUUAAAACGGCUGGUCCAUCAAAAUGGAACAUUAUUUUCUAAGAAUAUUUGUAUACAAACGGUAUUGUAAUUUCUAUUUUAUUUUCUACCCCGUCUUACAUGAACUCCUACCUACCUACAUACAUAUAUUUGAAUAAUUUUUAUACACUCUUUCAUGCUAAGAUUUUUACAUAUUCCCUCCUAAAAUCGCCAAUAAAAGUGUGUAAAUAGUAGUACAGUAUAAAUUCGCAAGAUCGUAAUAAAAUCAGAAAAGCA
Drosophila persimilis is the source of this 3095-nucleotide messenger RNA. RefSeq names its product transcription factor Ken (gene ken). The transcript is spliced from 3 exons. Bases 735 to 2444 code for a protein of 569 amino acids. Gene Ontology annotation, biological process: regulation of transcription by RNA polymerase II. Gene Ontology annotation, cellular component: nucleus. The record is from RefSeq and is a predicted model, not a curated record. Lineage: Eukaryota; Metazoa; Arthropoda; Insecta; Diptera; Drosophilidae. Gene Ontology annotation, molecular function: protein binding; RNA polymerase II cis-regulatory region sequence-specific DNA binding; DNA-binding transcription factor activity.